Molecule: messenger RNA, 2104 nt
Organism: Phaedon cochleariae (mustard beetle)
Lineage: Eukaryota; Metazoa; Arthropoda; Insecta; Coleoptera; Chrysomelidae
Source: the annotation of a GenBank genome assembly
UUAUGGACUGUUUUCCGAAGUGUUUCCCAGCAUACUGAGAGAAGGAUUCGUGAAUUUCUUUUGAUUUUUAUUUAAAUUUAUGUAACUUUCUGUGAUACUGUUGAUAUAAUAUUCUAAGGACACUCCUGCAGGACCAUUGCAAUGCCAGGAUCAAGGAAGAUCAUUCUGAAGCACGUCAUGUCGGGACUGUGCACAAAAAUGAAUCGCAUAAAGCAGCUACCCUCUGACGUCAUGGAGACUCCUCUCAAUCGAUGUUUGAACACCUUCGAUAUAACCCUACUAGGCGUCGGUCACAUGGUAGGCGCCGGCAUCUACGUAUUAACCGGCGCCGUGGCGCGCGACGUCGCUGGACCUGCCAUUGUCCUGUCUUUCGCACUGGCAGCGUCGGCGUGUCUCCUGUCGGCGCUAUGCUACGCCGAAUUCGGCGCCCGGGUGCCCAAAGCGGGCUCCGCGUACGUCUACACAUAUCUCAGCAUCGGAGAGUUCUGGGCGUUCGUCAUCGGCUGGAAUAUCCUGCUCGAGCACAUGAUAGGUGCCGCUUCUGUAGCCAGGGCGUGGAGCGGCUACGUCGACUCCUUGUUUGGCGGCGCUAUAAGCGACGCCACCGUCGCGGUGACGGGCGAGAUGCACGAGCGCCUCCUCAGCCGCUAUCCCGAUUUCCUCGCCUUCGCCGUCUGCCUCGUCUACGCCCUUCUGUUGAGUGUGGGCGUGAAGGUUUCGGCUGUCGUCAACGGCGUGCUGACGGUCGUCAAUUUAGCCGUCAUGGGACUGGUUAUUGUCGUCGGGUUCUAUUAUGCCGACGAGAAGAAUUGGACUGACGUCAAAGGCGGCUUCUUCCCCUACGGCUUCGGCGGCGUCAUAGCAGGCGCCGCGACGUGUUUCUACGCCUUCGUCGGUUUCGACAGCAUUGCGACCUCUGGCGAGGAGGCGAAGAACCCCUCGUUCUCCAUACCGAUGGCGACCGCCCUCUCGAUGGGCGUCGUCACUUUGGGCUACAUCCUCGUCAGCAGUGCGCUCACCCUCUUGCUGCCGUACUACCAGAUCAAUCCCGAGGCGGCGUUGCCGGAGGCGUUCACCAACGUUGGCCAACAUUGGGUCAAGUAUGUGGUUUCGCUAGGUGCAAUCUGCGGUAUGACUACGACCCUAUUCGGCUCGCUGUUCUCCUUGCCCAGAUGCAUGUAUGCAAUGGCGGUAGACGGCUUGCUGUUCAGCUUUUUGGGAAACGUCAAUUCCAAGACACAGCUGCCGCUUGCCAAUCUGGCAAUUUCCGGACUAUUUUCGGCAACGAUAGCACUGAUUUUCGAUCUGGAGAAGCUGGUAGAAUUCAUGUCGAUAGGGACACUGCUGGCCUACACGAUCGUCAGUGCUUCUGUUAUAAUACUGAGGUACAGGCCCAGCUUCGAAACGACGGCCUCCAAACCGGUUCUGACCCCCGGAUCCGAACAAUCCAGCACCGCUUCCGACUGCAGCCCCAUCUCGGAAAUCGGCAACCUAGCCGGUACGCUGAAGGUGCAGUACGGCUGGCUGACCCCCGUUUUCGGCCGACGCGAACCGGGGACCGUCGUCACUGCCGCCGUGUUCGUCUACACGACUUGCGCUUGCGCUCUGUGCGUGAUGUUCCAAGUAGUCGAUCGCGACAUGAGCCAAGGCAUGUGGUGGACGGUGUUGUUGGCCGUUAUUUUCAUCUUCAUCAUGGCAACAUGUAUGCUCAUCAUAAAUGCCCAUCAUCAGAGUAACACCGGAUUGAGGUUCAAGGUACCCAUGGUGCCUUUCAUACCGGCCCUAAGUAUACUAUGUAACAUCGAAUUUAUGGUCCAUCUGAACAUCUUGACUUGGUUGAGAUUCUUCGUCUGGAUGAUUUUAGGAAUGUUAGUAUACUUCCUUUACGGAAUCCAUCACAGCAAAGAAGGAGAGAGCAAUUCCACCUACUCCAUCUUGAUGACUUCUUCGGAGGCUGUCAAAGAGAAAUGGGGCUCCACCAAAACGAGCAUCAAGAGUGCCUUAGCGAAAAGGAGAUCUAGUGAUAGAACUGCCAUAGUGGAAGACGAAUAUGAAUAGAAUUCUAAAUUAGAGAUGUACGACUUAAAACACGAAACACUGAAUG